Messenger RNA from Priceomyces carsonii, 1716 nucleotides. RefSeq names its product transcription factor TFIIIC subunit. Lineage: Eukaryota; Fungi; Ascomycota; Pichiomycetes; Serinales; Debaryomycetaceae. The coding region runs from base 1 to 1716 and encodes 571 amino acids. The transcript has a single exon. The record is from RefSeq and is a predicted model, not a curated record. Gene Ontology annotation, biological process: transcription initiation at RNA polymerase III promoter. Gene Ontology annotation, cellular component: transcription factor TFIIIC complex. Gene Ontology annotation, molecular function: RNA polymerase III type 1 promoter sequence-specific DNA binding; RNA polymerase III type 2 promoter sequence-specific DNA binding.
AUGCCUGAUAAACAGAUUGCUGAAAAGCAUUCAAUGGAUAUCCCCCAUCUUGCGGCAGUGGAGAUGCCAUUAAAUGUGAAAGAUUCAGCGAAAGCUAUUGAAAUGCUCGGAGGAAACAACAAAAUAUCGAAAGUAAUAAAUGCGUCCAGUAGGACUGGUGCCCAGGGAAAUAUUUUGAAUGCCAAUGACAAUAUAUUAGAGCUAAGAUUAAGAAAAGACCCAUUUCAUCACCCUUUACAGUCACUGUUAAAUGCUAGCGAAAAAGUUCUCCUUAAGAUAUCAAUACCUAAAGAAAGUAUACCUGAAGACUACCAAGUUACACCUUCGAAAUAUUCUGUACGAGAUCUAGUAGAUAUUAACUUGAAGAAGUGUGCUUUAAGGCACAAGGUUCAACCAGUCGGCAUCAUUAAUAAAACAUAUUCUUUCAAAGCAAUGGCAGAUUUUCAGGUAUUGACCAAAAAUAAUAACAUUGUACAAGAUUUCAAAGACUUGGGACUUGAGGCAAAAAACUUUGAAACUUUAAAUAAGUAUUUCGAAAAGCACGAAGGUUUUAAUAGUAUUUCAGAUUUCAAAAAUUCUUCUAACUUCGAAAAUGGUGAUCACAAUUUACCUCCGCCUCCUAUCCUAAGCCCAAUACGUUUUCCGUUUGACUAUCGGUUUCAGAAAAACCCCCUUACCACAACAAUUAAGAACAACGAAACGGGUGAAUUGAAAGUGAUAUCGAAGAAGGAAACAUUGAAGCUACAUACGAUUAUCAUUGAUUUUAACUCUGAAACACCACUGCUGCCUGCCGCGCCUUUAAUUGAUAAUCUCAAAUCUUUAUCACAACAAAACUUAUCACAAGCUAGUAUAGAUUAUCAUUUAUUGGAAUGUGUUAAUUGGCUAAGAUAUGCGUUUGAUUUGAAACCAAUUUGGUUGCGAAAACAGUUGGAAGAUAUAGUCCCCUCAAACUUGAAAAGGGUGAUGAAGCAAGCUUUACCAUAUGUAUCUUAUAUUUACAAAAGUGGGCCAUGGAGGUUUUGUAACGUGAAGUUUGGAGUCGAUCCCAGAUGUGACAAAUCAUUCUGGAUUUAUCAAAGUGAAUACUUCAGAAUCCCGGGCUUGCACUUUAAUCCUAAUGUAGUAGAGCCACCGAAAAGAGUACCACUAAAAACCAUAAAAAGUGAAAAUACUGAAUUACUUAUCUCAGAGACUUUGAUUUUUGAUGGCAAUAAGCUUCCCUUAACUGUGACAUACCAAGUUGGAGAUAUUCGUGAUCCAGACAUCGUGAAUUUAUUUAGUAAUAAUCAAAAGAAUUUAGGUAAUAAAUUUUUUAGAGAUACGAUAGAUUUUCAAGAUGGUUGGAUUAAUAGGCAAACAAUGGAAUCUCUUAGAGGAAUAAUCAGAUAUAAAUUGAAUAGAUUGGUGAAAGAACAGCCUAUCGAAGCCAAUAAGAUUCAAAAGAUUAUUAGUUCUGAAUAUUCCGAAAAUAAUGAUGACCUUGAUGAAGAGCCAGAACAAGCUUCUAAGGAAGAUCCUGAUGCUUACAACUCUGAAAAUGACGAUGGGGAGCUUGUUGAUAUGGAAGGGGAUCUCACCCAAGAAGAUGUGGGCGGAGACACGAUAUUAAAUGAAGAAGAAAUUAUGAAAAAGUUGAAAAAGAACGACAACGUUAUUGCGAGCCAUUUAAGCUCACUUAUCGGUCUUGUUAAACAAGACUCAAUGACCGAUGAAUAA